This is a messenger RNA of Camelina sativa (false flax), 2566 nucleotides long. Its product is annotated as receptor-like serine/threonine-protein kinase SD1-8. Gene Ontology annotation, molecular function: protein serine/threonine kinase activity; ATP binding. Lineage: Eukaryota; Viridiplantae; Streptophyta; Magnoliopsida; Brassicales; Brassicaceae. Gene Ontology annotation, biological process: protein phosphorylation. Gene Ontology annotation, cellular component: plasma membrane. The record is from RefSeq and is a predicted model, not a curated record.
UCAAUAAAAAACUACAAUUCACAAUAUCUUUAGAGAGAUGAUGAGCUUACAGCGUUACCACUUGUGUUUUAUUUUGACUUGGCUACCUCUUCUUGUAUUCUCGACGACGUUGGAUAAUACUUUGUCAUCCAACGGCUUCCUCUCACCGUCGAACAGCCGAACCAUUGUGUCUCCGGGUCAAGUUUUCGAGCUUGGUUUCUUCAAGCUCUCCCCAGACUCCCGAGAUGGUGCUCGUUGGUAUCUCGGCAUCUGGUACAGAGACUUUCCUACAAGGGAUUAUGUCUGGGUUGCCAAUAGAAACAAUCCCUUGUCCAACCCCGUUGGAACCUUGAAAAUAUCAGACGCCAACCUAGACAUCCGAGAUCCAUCUAAUAAUCUUGUCUGGUCGACAAAUCUUGCCAGAAGAAAGACCAAAGCUCCAGUUGUGGCAGAGCUCCUCGAUAACGGGAAUUUUGUGCUGAGAUGCAAGAAUAGGAACUCGUCAAAUCAGUUGCUGUGGCAGAGUUUUGAUUUCCCGACAGAUACAUUGCUCCCCGAGAUGAAACUUGGUUGGACAAAGCGAAGCGGUCAAAACAAAUUCCUACAAUCAUGGGCAAGUGCACAUGAUCCAUCAAGUGGGGAUUUUACGUACGUUAUUGAUAUUGCCGGAGGUGGUUUGCCUCAAAGGGUAAUAAGGGAAGGAGGCAGAAAAUUAGGAACCCGUGUGGACUCCUGGAAUGGUAUAGGGUCCAUUGGUCUACCCGCCACGCUUGUAACAGCAAAUUUAAAAUUUGAUUUUAUUAUGCACAAUGAAGAAAUCACUUACUCCUUCAAAGUCACCACGAACAAGAUCUACUCGAAACUCAUAAUCGACUAUAGGGGGACAUUGCAUAGAAUGGCACGAUCUCCGAGAGCAGAAGAUUGGGUAUCUUAUUGGAUAACUCCGACGGACAUGUGCGACGCAUAUGCUGCGUGUGGCUCUUACGGUCAGUGCGACACGAACGUGUCACCCAUGUGUACAUGUAUCGAAGGUUUUAGGGCAAGGAACAAAGAGGCAUGGACAGGGAUGAACUUUAAGGAUGGAUGCGAGAGGAAAACGCCACUUAGAAGCAAUAGUGAUGGGUUUCACCAGCUGAAGAAAAUUAAGCUGCCGGAUACAAAGGCUGUGACUGUGGAAAAGGGACUCGAGUUUGAGGAAUGUCAAAGGAAGUGUGUUGGAGAUUUCAACUGUACAGCAUUCGCUUAUGUCGAUAUGUGGAAUGGCGCUGGGUGGAGUUGUCUAAUUUGGACAGGAGAGCUAGUUGAUAUAAGAGUUUUCUUCUCCCAUGGUCAAGAUCUCUACGUCAGAGUGGCCAAGACUGAUCUCGGGAAUGACAGAAGCAUAAGUAAAAUAAUCAUAGGUUUGAUUGUUGGAGUUGCGGGCGGUAUGAUUUUUCUCUGCUUCGUCAUGUUCUGUUUUUGGAAAAAAAAACAGAAACGAUCAAGGGCGAAUGCAGUGGAAACACCUAUUGCCGCAAUAUCAACUAGAACAUACUUGUCUGGAGAAAUCGAGGACUUGGCACUUUCACGGAUGGAGUUUAAAACUGUCGUCAUGACAACUGAAAACUUUUCUUACGCACUUGGACAAGGCGGUUUCGGUUUCGUUUACAAGGGGAGAUUACUUGACGGAACACUUGUAGCUAUAAAAAGAUUAUCAGAUAUGUCAGUUCAGGGGACCAAGGAGUUCGAGACAGAGGUGAGGUUGAUCGCAAAGCUUCAACAUAAAAACCUAGUACGUCUUGUCGGAUUUUGCGACGACAUGGGCGAGAAAAUCUUGAUUUAUGAAUACUUAGAAAAUCGAAGCCUUGAUGUCUACAUAUUCGGAAAAAAUGAGAGCUCUAAGCUAAACUGGCAAAAACGAUUUGAGAUCACUAAAGGGAUUGCUCAAGGUAUCCAAUACCUUCACCAAGAAUCACGUUUUAGGAUCAUCCACAGAGAUUUAAAAGCAAGCAAUAUUCUGCUUGAUAAAGAUAUGAUUCCGAAGAUCUCCGAUUUCGGGCUGGCCCGGAUCAUUAGAAAUGAGACUCAAGAUAACACACGGAAGGUGGUUGGAACUUUUGGCUACAUGGCCCCGGAAUAUUGGACGAACGGAGUAUUCUCAAUGAAAUCGGAUGUUUUCAGUUUUGGGGUAUUACUCCUUGAGAUUAUAAGUGGCAAGAGGAAUAGGGGGUUCAGUAACUUAGAAGGAGACACCAGUCUUCUCACCUGCGCAUGGAGAAACUGGGAAGAAGGAAACUGGUUAGAGACAGUAGAUCCACUUAUUGUACCUGUCUUAUCAUCAUCAUCGUCGACGUCACAAGAAGUUCAUAGAUGCCUACAAAUAGGUCUCUUGUGCGUUCAAGAACAUGCAGCUGACAGACCAAUGAUGUCGUCCGUCGUGAUGAUGCUCGGAAGCGAAGUACCGAUUCCUCAGCCUAAAACGUCCGGCUAUUGUGUCCGCUGCGUUGGGAAAAGGUCACUUGAGACUGGUUCUUCGUCAAGUACACAGCCAACCGAAAAAUCUUGCACAGCGAACCAGAUUACCGUUUCGGUCAUUGACCCUCGGUAA